AUGGUCGUCUGCAAAUGCCGCAAGGCAACUAAGUUAUACUGUUUCGUCCACAAGGUCCCCGUUUGUGGGGAAUGCAUAUGUUUUCCAGAACAUGAAAUAUGUGUGAUCCGUACUUACUCAGAAUGGGUAAUAGAUGGAGAGUAUGAUUGGCCUCCUAAAUGCUGCCUGUGUAAUGCUGUGCUUGAAGAGGGAACGAAUUCUCAAACUACUCGAUUGGGUUGCUUGCAUGUUAUACAUACCAAUUGCUUGGUUUCACAUAUUAAAGAUUUUCCUCCACACACUGCUCCUGCUGGAUAUGUGUGCCCUGGGUGUUCAACUUCGAUAUGGCCUCCGAAAAGUGUUAAAGAUUCAGGAUCCCGUCUUCAUUUAAAACUGAAGGAAGCAAUUAUGCAGUGUGGUCUAGAGAAGAACUUGUUUGGAAACCAUCCAGUCUCGCUGCCAGCAACAGAGUCCAGAGGCCCCCCUCCUGCUUUUGCUACAGACCCUCUGAUGCAAGUAUCUGCUGGAGGCAGAGAGCCCAACGAGAGCUUGCCACCAUCAGCAGUAGGAGAUGCUAGAGGAUACUCAGUUGCAAGUGGAAUUGGUUACACAAAACCUUCAAGCAUAGAUAUUGUGGAGAUAGAUGCUCCUGGUUCUGCUAAUUCAUCUCUGUCUAAUCAUGAUUCCAGUUUCAUUAAAAGCUCGAGCCCUGCUGGUCCUGGUGCUACUACACGAAAGAGUGCAAUCCAAGUUGAAAGGCAGAACUCGGAAAUUUCAUAUUAUGCUGAUGAUGAAGAUGCGAAUCGGAAAAAAUACACACGAAGAGGUACAUUCCGCCAUAAGUUUCUAAGGUUCUGGUCGACUGGAUUACCGACUCUGCCAGUGACUGCGCCGACACGGAAAGAUGCUUCAAAUGCUAAUGACGUCCUAGAAGGUCGUCAGCGGCACCAUAGAUCUUCAAGGAUGGAUCCGAGAAAAAUCCUUCUCGUCAUAGCAAUCAUGGCAUGCAUGGCGACGAUGGGUAUUCUUUAUUACAGACUCGCACAACGUGGUCUUGGUGAGGAGCUGCCUGAUGAUGAGCAGCAGCAAUCUCUUGAAAUGCAAUCACAAGGAGAAGAUAGUUCAGCGCAGGAAACUCUCUCCACCGUAAGAUUUGUGAAAUAUGCAUAUGGCCUUACCUUCCCAGGUAGAGAUGCUAUUUCAGAUUCUAAGGAGAAGUGA
Molecule: messenger RNA, 1200 nt
Organism: Ilex paraguariensis (yerba mate)
Lineage: Eukaryota; Viridiplantae; Streptophyta; Magnoliopsida; Aquifoliales; Aquifoliaceae
Source: the annotation of a GenBank genome assembly